Hypoxylon fragiforme is the source of this 3649-nucleotide messenger RNA. RefSeq lists its product as uncharacterized. The record is from RefSeq and is a predicted model, not a curated record. NCBI's taxonomy places the organism in Eukaryota, Fungi, Ascomycota, Sordariomycetes, Xylariales, Hypoxylaceae. The coding region runs from base 469 to 3177 and encodes 902 amino acids. The transcript is spliced from 3 exons.
UGAAAUCAGUACACGCAACCUGAUAGGUGAAUCCCCAUAUGCGGCCAAUUCAAGCGGCCAAGUUAGCCGCCAUGAGUAGGCAAGAGUCAGAAUAAGGCAACCGACCUACCCCAACUAAGCCGUGGCUUGCAGCAGACAUUGCGGCCGCGAACUAUCUAGGACUUUAUAGCACCUAGAUACGUACUGCACCGCCCCCAAUGCGACUCUGGCGCCUGGAAAGACGGAGGCCUCUAGCAACGAGUCAGAUGGUCCCUUCGGCCUUCGAGGAAGAGUUGGAAAAUGCCAAAGUUUGACCUUUUACAUGCAAAACACGAUUUUCCCCGACUCCCAGUUAGGAACGGCAAAAUUACUUACUUACGGCGAAGGGAAUCCUUUUACGUCAGACAGCUACCUAGGUAGCUGUGCUAUAGUUUUCCAAAAGUCAUUGUAUGUUAGGUACGGCGGCGGCACCGCACGACUACGCCCAUCAUGGGUGCCCAGCCGGAACCAACAACUGCUUCGUCAUCUGCCUCCUCCACCGAAAAUACAUGGUCUACUGGAAUGGUCGUACGUAAAGAUCCAUAUGCCAACAACAAAUUACUCCCUUACCCUAGUAGCAUGGAGGCAUGUGUAAUCGGGCGCCUGAGCAGCAACAACUUUCAGUUCGAGGACCUGCCGUUGGUGUAUCCCCUUGGCCGAAGGGACUCAGUGUGGACAGAGUGUAGUAACGGAACGCUGCCAUUGGGGCCAGGAGGCGUGUUGGGAAGUGGCGACGGCGGCGACAAACUUGCCGAAUUUGAAGGCACCGGUUUAUUUCACGGAGCACUGCCACUUUCGGCACCCGAUAACCCCAGCUCACUCACGUACUCGCCUGCCUCGUCGUACCAAGGCUCCGUCUGGUCUCCCGUCCAAACGGAUUUCACGCCCGAAAUUAGCUGCGCAAGGUUAUCACGCUCGCGCGUCCCAAGUCCUUUGCGGAACGGGACUGGGGUGUGGGCCAACGCGGAUUAUGACUUCACAUGUGCGGGAAACCAACGUGUGUCCGAACUUCCCUGCGAUAUUCAACUCGAGCUCCAGUCCGGUAUUGGGCGCACCCACGUUUGCCUCUGGGGUAACAACGGGCCGUGCAGCAGCGCAGGGUUCGCAACAAGGGAAGAACUUAAUUGGCACGUCAAGUCCGAACACUUACUACUCUGCCCCAUCCUUAGCUGUACCGAAAGCGCGUUUACGAGCAAGGCUCUUGUGGACUGCCAUCUAAAAUACGCCCAUGGUUAUGUGAAGGUGGACAAGAGCAACACACUGAAGCCAAGUAACCUGCUCAAACCCGUGGUAGAGUCGCUUGGAACAUCAGAUAUGGGUGGUCAAAAGGGGGCGCUGACUAAAAAACCCGAGCCGGCCGAGGAUAAGAUUCUCAAGUUGGAAAUGUCUAUUGGCAUUUCGAAAAAGCGAUGUCGAGAUCAACUAAGAACCGUUCUCGAAAAGAGAAUUAAGAAGGCUAAUGGGCAAAUACUAGGCGGAACCCCAAAAUCUGGCGAGAGCCCCGGAACUAUCCAAUACCGCACUCCUCGACUUCUAGAAUCUGCAAGUUUUCCAAUUGUUUGGGAGCAUGGAGUCCUUCCAUUCCUCGUCGAAUUCAUCCCAAAGUGGUGUGGCGCUGGUCAUGUUAUCAGUGUCAUGCGUGGGAGAUUGCCCAAUUCUCGACGAAUAUCUAUCAUGACAAAAAGACCCGUCUCGAGGGCUCGAAGACUAGUUAUCGCCGGACACGUGCGAGAUUUGCUUCCAGAAACAUACCGUAAACUAAUUACAUUUGUCUUCUCUACCGGAAAGGUAGAUAGGCUUGUAUGGGCACGGGGCCUCAGCAAGAAUAUGCCGGAUGAGGUCUGUCUCCCACGUAACCCGUUUUGUUAUACGAGUCCCUGUAUGGGAGAUAGUAUUGGGACUACAUUAGAAGAUGGGGACGAAAUUACAGCAACACUGGGGCCGUGCAUAACCGUGGGUGGUGGAAGCUACUGGCUAGUCAACUUCCACCCGUUCGUUGAAGCGAGUAGGGAGACGCCCCCGGUAUCCGUCGAGCACCCGUCUCCAGUAGACCGAGCAAAGUGCUUAGAAGAAAGGCAUGAUAUGUUGAGCAGCGGCGAUCUCGACUUCCAACUUGGUAACCUAACUGCCACGUCGGGCUUUGAUUUGAAAACGACCCGAAUAUCUCACGAUCCAUAUUGGGAAGAAUGUGACAAAGAGCCCCCGCUAGUCGUUAUGGACUGGGGAUUGGUCUCUGCAAAAACCCGACAAGCUAACAUGCUUAGAAAAUUUCCCACCACCAACCAUAGACGGGACACUCCCGUAAUAUCAAUGAGUUCAAUCGUGCCCGGCGCCAUAGUAUGCUCCACAGGACGUACCUCAGGCUUCCAACGGGGACAGGUCUGCGAAGUACCAGCAUACCUUGACGGCUCAGAAAGUGGCACUGGGAAGGCAUCUCGCGAAUGGUAUAUAGAAGAACCAGAGCCUUAUGACAAUGAGGAGGGUUGGAUUAGUGGCGGUAUCGGCGUGGAGGGUGACAGCGGUGGCGCGAUCAUUGAGCUUGAGAGCAACGCCCUCAUCGGCCAAUUAUGGGGCCGGAACAAGUAUUACGGCCCCGGUCCGAGACAUACCUUCUUCACCCCCAUCUUCGACAUUUUCGAUGACAUUCAAGAGAAGUGUAGCCAAGACCGACGGCCUCAGUUGCCACAACAUCGUGAUGAGGCAGAUCGCUUCCCCGUUUACCCAAUUUGUCGUCAGUGUUUUGACCUUCGCGAGUAUCUCGAGAGCCGACGCAGUUCACGGGAAUCGUUGGUAUCGAUGAUUGGUAUGCACGAUGGAAGAGCGGGGGAUACCGAUAACGACCUGACGUCCGUUUCGGAGCUCGCAACGCCAAAAGAACAAUCUGCCUUGGUUCGCCACGUAGGAUCUGGUGAGAACUCAUCCUUUGGUGUUGUAUCUCCUGCGCCAGUUCAUACAUUCUAUACCGUAUCGCAAGCCAUGUCCCCAGGCAAUACAGAAUUGCGAAGUCCGUAUGCGCAGGCCCUGAAUGACGAGGAUCUUUAUGAUUAUGAAAGGUGCCCGGAUACCAGCGAGGUUUCAUUAGGAAAGCGACCGGCAUUGCCUACGCCAAUGGAGCGAAGUGGUAGCCAACACGCAAUCAAGAGGCGAAGGGUAUUGUAGUCGUAUAUUUUAGACGAUAUUUUUCCGGACCUUGGGCCCUUUGAUUUUCUUUCAAGCCGAAGUCUCACGCACCCGACCUCUACUUAUCCGGGAAAUCCCCCGCGUGCCAUCUUUCUCGCGCGCUGAUCUCGGCGGUUAUGAUUCGCCCUCGAUCCCUUGUUCGCUUCCUUGCGUUUACGAGCAUUUUCCGUAUCUUUAUCCCCUGACGAACCUGCGACAUUUCCUCCUCUACCUCCGCGGCCACCACCUCCUCUGCCUCCUCCGCGGCCACCGCCACGGCCCCGAUAUCCUCCUCGACUGUUUUUAUUUACACCGUCAAUAUCUGAGUCUUCUGUCCCUGACCCUGCCGGACUAGCACGCCAGGCGGUCGAGGCCAAGACAGCUUGGUCGCCACUAAAAGUGCUAUAUUUCAUCUCCAACUGUCUCAUUUGAUGGGGGAUUCUCGACAACAUCAAGGCCCAACCCUCAAUAG